AACAAGCUGGGCACACGCGCUUGCAGUGAGCAGUGAAAAUUCUGAGGUGAUUGUAUUGUGUGUGGUGUGUUCAUACUCAAUUAACUUAAUUAAGUUAAACAACAAAAAAAAGUGUUAGACGCACUUUAAAACCAACGUGAGGAUUUCAACCCGCUUACUACAAAAAACGCCACGUAUAACGGCCCGCCGGUAAAAACCGCACCCGAAAAAAUGGCAACAGCAGCUAACACGACAGCUGGAGCAGCGAAAGACGGCAAUGCGCCCGCAGCUGCGGCACCAGCGCCAGCUAAGACUUUAUCCGGCAUCGUUAAACAAGUUCUCUCCGGCGAUACGGUUGUUAUACGCGCCACGAAAGGUGCGCCGCCACCGGAGAAACAAAUCACCUUCUCGCAUGUCCUGGCACCUAAACUCGCCCGCCGUCCUGGCGCCGGCGGUGAUGAGACGAAGGAUGAGCCUUGGGCAUGGGAAUCGCGUGAGUUUCUGCGUAAGAAGUUGAUUGGCGCUGAGGUGACAUUCACCUUUGACAAACCUGCCAACUCCAAUCGUGAAUACGGUUUCGUUUGGCUGGGCAAGGACAAGGAAUCCGGUGAGAACGUGGUCGAGUCCAUUGUACGUGAGGGUCUGGUGACUGUGCGCAGGGAAGGACGCCCAACACCCGAGCAGCAAACGCUCAUCGAGCUGGAGGAUCAGGCACGUGCUGCUGGUCGUGGCAAGUGGGCGCACAACGCUAAUGCUGCCGAUAAGGUGCGCAACAUUAAAUGGUCGCAUGAGAAUCCCGCCCAUAUUGUGGAUGUCUAUGGUGGCAAACCCGUCAAGGCUAUCAUCGAGCAUGUGCGCGAUGGCUCGACGGUGCGUGCCUUCCUGCUGCCCGACUUCCAUUAUGUUACGCUGAUGAUUUCGGGCAUUCGCUGUCCCGGCGUCAAGCUCGAUGCUGAUGGCAAACCCGAUCUGACCGUGAAGGUUCCAUUUGCUGAUGAGGCACGUUACUAUGUGGAAACCCGUCUGCUGCAGCGCGAUGUUGAGAUUCGCUUGGAGUCUGUGAACAAUUCCAACUUCAUUGGCACCAUCCUGUAUCCCAAGGGCAACAUUGCCGAGUCUCUGCUGCGCGAAGGUUUAGCCAAGUGCGUUGACUGGUCCAUGGCGGUCAUGAAGACAGGCGCUGAUAAGCUGCGUGCAGCUGAACGCAUUGCCAAGGAGAAACGUCUGCGCCAAUGGCAGGAUUACCAGGUGAAGACACCCGCCUUUAACUCCAAGGAGAAGGACUUCACCGGCACCGUUGUUGAGGUCUUCAACGGCGAUGCCAUCAACGUGCGUCUGGCCAACGGUCAGGUGAAGAAGGUCUUCUUCUCCUCGAUUCGUCCACCACGCGAUCAACGCGUUGGCACCGAGGGUGAGGAGAUUGUCAAGGCGCCGCCACGUGGCAAGAACUACCGUCCUCUCUAUGAGAUUCCCCAUAUGUUUGAUGCCCGCGAAUUUCUGCGCAAGAAACUGAUCAACAAGAAGGUUCAGUGCAACCUCGACUACAUCUCGCCCCUGCGUGACAAUUUCCCCGAGAAGCACUGCUACACUGUGCUCAUCGGGGGCCAGAAUGUGGCCGAAGCCAUGGUUGCCAAGGGUCUGGCGACAUGUGUGCGUUAUCGUCAGGAUGAUGAUCAGCGUUCGUCGGCCUACGAUCAACUGAUUGCCGCCGAGCAGCAGGCGAUCAAGGGACUGAAGGGCAUGCACGCCAAGAAGGACAAUGUGACGUUGCGUGUCAACGAUCUCACCGUCGAUCAUUCCCGCAUCAAGGUGCAGUAUCUGCCAUCGUGGCAACGUGCCCUCCGCACCGAAGCCAUCGUUGAGUUCGUUGCCAGCGGCUCUCGUCUGCGUCUGUAUGUGCCCAAGGAUAGCUGUCUGGUCACCUUCCUGUUGGCCGGCAUCUCGUGUCCACGCUCCUCUCGUCCUGCCCUGAACGGUGUGCCCGCCCAGGAGGGUGAACCCUUCGGUGAUGAGGCGCUGACAUUCACCCGCGAGCGUGUGCUGCAGCGUGAUGUGUCCGUGCACAUCGAUACCACCGAUAAGGCUGGCUCCUCUAUCAUUGGUUGGCUGUGGACCGAUCAGAAUGUCAAUCUGUCUGUCGCCCUUGUCGAGGAGGGUCUCGCCGAAGUGCAUUUCAGUGCCGAGAAGUCUGAGUACUAUCGCCAGCUGAAGAGCGCCGAGGAUCGUGCCAAGGCGGCGAAGAAGAACAUCUGGGCCAACUAUGUGGAACAAGUGCCUGAGGAGAAGGUCGUCAUCGAAGAGGAGAAGGACGAGAAGGUGCCCGCGGAGCGCAAGGUCAACUAUGAGAAUGUCAUUGUGACCGAGAUCACCGAAACGCUAACCUUCUUUGCCCAAUCCGUUGACAACGGUCCCAAGCUCGACACUUUGAUGAGCAAACUGCACGCUGACUUCCAGGCCAAUCCUCCAAUCGCUGGCUCUUACACGCCCAAGCGUGGUGACUUGGUUGCUGCUCAGUUCACUGCUGACAAUCAAUGGUAUCGCGCCAAGGUGGAGCGUGUCCAGGGUCAGAAUGCCAGCGUGCUCUACAUUGAUUACGGCAACAAGGAGACUCUGCCCGUCAGCCGUUUGGCCGCUUUGCCACCUGCAUUCAGCAGCGAGAAGCCGCAUGCCACCGAGUAUGCACUUGCCUUAAUCGUGCUGCCCGCUGACAACGAGGACAAGGAGGAGGCACUGCGUGCAUUCUCCGACGAUGUGCUCAACCACAAGGUGCAGCUCAAUGUGGAACUGAAGGUUGCCAGCGGUCCAAAUUUGGCCACUCUCCACGAUCCCACAUCGAAGACGGACUUUGGCAAGCAAUUGGUUGCCGAUGGUCUCGUCAUUGUCGAGAAGAGACGCGAGCGUCGCCUCAAGGAGCUGGUGGAGCAGUAUAGGGCUGCACAGGAGGCUGCAUUGGCGGCGCAUUUGGCCAUCUGGAAGUACGGUGACAUUACGCAGGACGAUGCGCCCGAAUUCCGCUAGGAAUUCCAGCCAGGAAUUCCACAAAGCGUGCAGUAGGCAGGUGGCGUGUGGAGCGCGCGCUGCUGGCUGAAAUGUUUGUCUGCCACAUACCCGCCCUUUAUAUACUACAACAACAACAACAUCAAGUUUAACAACAACAACAGCAAGAUGAAUGAUGAUGAAAUAACAGCAAGAGCAACAACUUAAAGAAUAUGAAAUUACUAAUUCUAUAUAGAACAACAAACACACACAUCUAUACAUCAAUAAAAAUAUAUACAAAAUAUAUAUAUAAAUAAUAUGAAAAUAUAUAUAUGAUGAUGCAUAUAAUCAUAUUGGAUACAAUUUGAGCUACAGAUUAAUAAUUAUAUACAAAAAGUUGCAUGAUGAUGAUGUAAAGCUGGAGCCUGGAACAUUUUUGUAUGCUUUAAGCAACUGGCCAAUCGUCGCAUAUUCGAUUCAACAGUUUUUUAAAACAUUCAUUCAUAAUUCUUUAAACAAAUAUACAAAACGAAAACAACAAAAAAAGAGAAA
Messenger RNA from Drosophila albomicans, 3507 nucleotides. RefSeq names its product staphylococcal nuclease domain-containing protein 1 (gene Tudor-SN). Gene Ontology annotation, molecular function: nuclease activity; RNA binding. The record is from RefSeq and is a predicted model, not a curated record. Gene Ontology annotation, cellular component: nucleus; cytosol; RISC complex. NCBI's taxonomy places the organism in Eukaryota, Metazoa, Arthropoda, Insecta, Diptera, Drosophilidae. Gene Ontology annotation, biological process: mRNA catabolic process; regulatory ncRNA-mediated gene silencing. Bases 211 to 2997 code for a protein of 928 amino acids. The transcript has 4 exons.